AUGCGCACCUCUAUCUACAUCUCCCGCUUCAUUGCUCUCCUCCUCUGCAUCGCCUUCCCCCUCUACCUCGCUAUCCGUGGCUCUGCCUCGUUGUCCGACAUCGCAGUUCUCCUCUCCUCCCUCUCCGAGCGCGCCGAAGCCCUUCACGUCGAGCUCACCUCCCCGCUCACCGCCCCGCUUGCCGCCCCUCCAGCACCAAUCUCCGGAGGAGCCUUCGAAGCUUCCGCCGAGCCUGCCAAACCCAGGAAAAGAUACUCCUCCCUUCCCAAUGGACUGGCGCACUGCAUCAAUUCCUUCGAGCAGUAUCCGUUCCUCGCCGAGCAAGUGCUCCAGCGGAAGCAUGCGCGGUAUUCCAAGCAGACACCCGCGCAGAAGGCGAUAAGCAACAAGCUCGGCUAUCCUGCACACUUCGAGAAAGCUAGGAAGGGGGUCGAAGUGAAUGCCCGGUUCUCGGAAAAGAUCGCGCAGAUUGCGAGAGAGGAUUACCACACCGGCCCACGAGCACUGGAGGACAAUGAAGACGCGGAGUUUGGAGUUGUGGACCUGGCGUUUGGGCAUCUUUCGCGAGAUUGGAGCACACAGGGCGUAAAGGAGAGGCAGGCCGUAUUUCCGCCUGUUCUGGAUGGGCUUGAGCAACAUUUUGGCGGGAACGGGAGAGGGAAUAAGGUACUUGUACCCGGAAGCGGCAUGGGCAGGCUGGCAAGCGAUAUCGCUGAUAUAGGGUACGAUGUCACGGCCAAUGAGCUGGACUACGGCUCCAUCCUGGCCUACCGCCUGCUAACGAACCAUACGACCUCGCUGCACCAGCACACCCUGCAGCCCUUUGUGACCAAAUGGACGUAUCAGGCCAACCCCUCCUCGCGCUAUUCCGCCCUAACGGUGCCGGACCACUGGCCAAACAAGGCCGUCAAGCUCGUCGAGGGCGACUUCUUAGAGAUGUUCCCCGAGGACGGUGAGUUCGAUGCCGUCGUCACGCUCUUCUUCAUCGACAUUUCCAAGAACGUGAUUGAUUUCUUGGGCAACAUACAUCGGCUACUAAAGCCUGGUGGGGUGUGGAUCAAUCUUGGGCCGCUAAAAUGGGGCAGCCACACCGCUCUCCAGCUCUCCGCUGAGGAAGUGCUCCAGCUGGCAGAUCUGCUCGGGUUCGAUGUGGACUAUACGUCAAGGAAGAGCAUCGACAGUCUAUAUGCCGAGCAGCCAGAGACGUUGCUGAAGUUCACUUAUGUUACGCAGUUCUGGUCUGCGACGAAGAGGGAGUAA
This is a messenger RNA of Penicillium roqueforti, 1260 nucleotides long. RefSeq lists its product as uncharacterized. Gene Ontology annotation, molecular function: S-adenosylmethionine-dependent methyltransferase activity. Bases 1 to 1260 code for a protein of 419 amino acids. Lineage: Eukaryota; Fungi; Ascomycota; Eurotiomycetes; Eurotiales; Aspergillaceae. The transcript is spliced from 4 exons. The record is from RefSeq and is a predicted model, not a curated record.